AGUCUCGCCCUCACGUCCGACAAACAACUCGUGUUCAAGAAAAACGCGUCUGCAAAACCACUUCAGCCCUCUAAACAAAUCAACCAAGCUCCCUUGGACAAGAAAAGGCCCAGAGAGGAUGAAAAGGACGCGAAAGACGCGCCAAAAAAGCGUCGACAGGUUGAACAACCACUACAAGUCAAACAGGCACGUGGGGAGCAGACCAAGUUGAACUUUGUGGACUCUAAACUUGCAGUCGGGCCGAUCAUGACCAUCGAACAACCUACGAAAAAAGUGGCUACCCAGAAACCACCUCAACAACCGUUAUGGACGCGCGUUGGCGUGGACUUUUCUCGUUUCGAAAUUGAAGAUCGCAUCAUG
Molecule: messenger RNA, 360 nt
Organism: Acaulospora colombiana
Lineage: Eukaryota; Fungi; Glomeromycota; Glomeromycetes; Diversisporales; Acaulosporaceae
Source: the annotation of a GenBank genome assembly